Messenger RNA from Hippocampus zosterae (dwarf seahorse), 1210 nucleotides. It is a transcript of the gene tfpia, whose product is annotated as tissue factor pathway inhibitor a. Gene Ontology annotation, molecular function: serine-type endopeptidase inhibitor activity. Gene Ontology annotation, biological process: negative regulation of peptidase activity. The transcript has 6 exons. Bases 112 to 1002 code for a protein of 296 amino acids. The record is from RefSeq and is a predicted model, not a curated record. Gene Ontology annotation, cellular component: extracellular region. NCBI's taxonomy places the organism in Eukaryota, Metazoa, Chordata, Actinopteri, Syngnathiformes, Syngnathidae.
GUCAAUACGCGUCAAGUCAAACCACCCCCCCCCCCACCCGGGCCCAUCCCGCUUCCAAACUUCCCAACACUCGCCGCGGAUCAGGCUGCCUGCCGUUGACCAGCUGGAGGCAUGCUUCCCCGCCAGCUUCUGUGCGCCUUUCGGCUCUUCUGCGUCUGCCUUUUGGGGACCCGCGGCGCGGCCGCGCAAGAGGCGGGAGCUCAACCGGAGCUUUUCAUCUUCGAUGAGCUGUGCGCCCUGAAGGAGGAUCCGGGGCCUUGCAGGGCCCUGCGGGACAAGUACUUCUUCAACGUGGACACGGGUCGCUGUGAGCUGUUUGAAUACGGCGGCUGCGGAGGGAACGCCAACAACUUUGAAACGCUGGAGGCCUGCAGAGAAACGUGCCUGGUCUCAGAGGAUAAAAACCCGUGUCAUUUACCCGAAGCGGAAGGUCCCUGCCGCGGCCUGCUGACGCGUUACUUCUUCGACAACAGCACUCAGCAGUGCAAGCGCUUCUAUUAUGGCGGCUGCUUUGGCAACGCCAACAAUUUCCGCAGCAUGGCGGAGUGCCAGGCCAAAUGUCGCCAGCCAGGUGGGCUUUCCCGAUUUUGGUUCGUGGCACCGUUGCAAUGCCCUGCUUCCUUUUGCAGCUUGCUUCUUCUUUUGUUCGUGUGCUUUUUCAUGCUUUGGGCUGUUUUAGAAAGCCAAGUCCAAGUCCAGACCGGUUCCGGAGAAAUCGUUGACGUGCCAUCAACCGCCUUGACCGAUGCGAAGCUGCCCGAUGCGUGCUCGGCUCCCGUGGAGAAAGGAACGUGCGACGGCGGCGUGCGCAGGUUUGCCUACCAUGCCGAGGCCAGGAGGUGUCAAGAGUUCCUGUACAGCGGCUGUGGAGGGAACAACAACAACUUCAAGCACCGGCGACAGUGUAUCAGGAAGUGCAUUAAAAGUCAAAAGGAUCGUGGCAUGAAGAUGAUUCGAAUACGGAAGAAAAAUAUCCCCAGCAUUCUUCAUGGUUCAGUCUGAAGACGUCGGCCACAUUUGCAACUUGGGGAAAGUCGCCGCCUGUAGGCUAUUUGGGAAAAUAAGUGUUCAGCUUUUGCUUCGUCGUCACCGCAUGCAAUUUCAUUCAGUCCUUUUGGCAGCAUGAUCUAAUUGAACAGAUCUCACAGGUUCACGUUGACUUUUGUUUUUUUUUUUUUCAUUUGACAGAUUAAAUAAUCAUCUAUUUUUA